Molecule: messenger RNA, 2984 nt
Organism: Alligator mississippiensis (American alligator)
Lineage: Eukaryota; Metazoa; Chordata; Crocodylia; Alligatoridae
Gene: DNAAF1
Product: dynein axonemal assembly factor 1
Exons: 15
Coding region: 177-2414 (745 amino acids)
Biological process (GO): cilium assembly
Cellular component (GO): axoneme
Molecular function (GO): protein binding; dynein complex binding
Source: RefSeq, a predicted model, not a curated record
GCAUGCGCUCGCGGGCGCCCCCGAUCCAGGCCUGCUCCCCGGUGGCUGCAGGGGGCGGGGAUUAGGGUCUUCGCGGCUUCUCCAUUAUCUCGUUGAGGGGCAAGGGGGAAGGUUGCUACAGGUUACAUAGAGUGCGCCUCUGCGCGGAGUACUAAGACACCCAAAGCCUUUCCUGGAUGAUACUGAGACUGGCAGUUCACCGUCUAAAGGCAGGCACAGGUUAUAGACAAGGGCUUAAAAUGCAACAACUGCGUGGAGAAACUGGUGUGGAAGAGGUAGCCAGAGCAGAUGUUAAUGAGCAAGAGGUGUCAGAAGAGUCUUUGAGUGACUGUAGAACUCAAGGCACCCAGACAAACAAUGAAAACACUCUUUUAAAAGCAGUGGUUGAAGUACCAUUACAGUCAGAAUCUGUAGAACAGAGGCCUAAAGAGGGGAUCAGAGAUGGUGAAGUUGAAUAUAGAAAAAAAGACAACAUUACAAAUGAUUACAGCAGUGGAGACAGCUUGAUAGAUGUGAAAACAGACAUUCAGCCUGAAAAGAAAACUGUGAUCUCUGUAUCUGAAACAAAUGAACAAAAUGAGCAGCAAUUAAGUGGUGAUCAUAAACCAGUGGUUGAUCUAUCCAUGCAAAAGGUAGAAGAAACAAAAGGUUGCUCAAGAAUGACAAAAAAGGCUUUGAGAGACAUCUGCAAACAGCAAAAAUUGUACUUGACCCCGUCCUUGAAUGAUACACUAUAUUUACAUUAUAAAGGAUUUGACCGUCUUGAGAAUCUUGAAGAGUACACAGGAUUGAAGUGUUUAUGGCUGGAGUGCAACGGCUUAACAAAAAUUGAGAAUCUGGAGGCUCAGGCAGAGUUGCGCUGCCUAUACUUGCAACUCAACUUAAUUAGUAAGAUUGAAAAUCUUGAACCACUACAAAAGCUGGAUUCUCUCAACAUCAGUAACAAUUAUGUCAAGACCAUUGAAAAUCUCUCUUGUCUGAGAGUGUUGCAUACUCUUCAGAUUGCUCACAAUAGGUUACAAACUGUGGAAGAUAUACAGCAUUUACAGGAGUGUCCAAGUGUAUGUGUUCUUGACCUUUCCCACAACAAACUAGAUGAUCCACAAAUUAUAGAUGUUUUGGAGACCAUGCCUGAUUUGCGUGUGCUGAAUUUGAUGGGAAAUGAAGUGAGAAAGAAAAUUUCUAAUUAUCGAAAGACCCUUACCGUACGACUGAAACAAUUAACAUACCUGGAUGAUAGGCCAGUUUUUCCAAAGGACAGAGCCUGUGCAGAAGCCUGGGCCAAAGGAGGGAAUAAAGCUGAGAAAGAAGAAAGGGAAAAAUGGGAGAACAGAGAGAGAAGGAAGAUCCAAGACAGUAUUGAUGCUCUAGCAGCAAUCAGGCAAAAAGCAGAAGAGAGAAAAAGACAAAGAGAAAGGGAACAGAGUGUUGCACAUGAAAAGUGUGAAAACAUAAACAUAAAGUCAUUGGAAGGAAACUUUCUACCAUCAGGUGACAGGAUUGCAACUGACAGUACUUCAGGGAUAUCAAAUCCUUCUGAAGAAGCAGAAACUCAACGGAAGAUUGAGAAAUUUGUAAAUGAAAGCAUGGAAGUCCACGAUGAAUUUACAUCUGCAAUCUCCAACUGUGAAUAUCAGUCUAAUAUCUCAAAUUGUAAGAUUGUAAUUAAAGUUCAGGAGGAUGAGCGAGAAUCAGAUGCUCACAAGUGCCCAAAUUUUACCACUAAAGGCGAAGAAGUACUUCCAGGGAAGAUGGCUACUGAAAGUGCCCUAGUAACUGAACUGAAUGAAUCUGCAGAUGUAGAACAAAUUAAACUGGAAAUUCCAGAGAAGUUUUACAUUGAUGAACUGCCUGAUUUAGAAGAUGUAGGUGCUAGUGAAUUCUCUCAAGAAGAGGAAAUCUCAACCAGAAAGCAAACAUAUCAUCCAAAGAUUGAAAUAAUUUCUGAAGUAACUAAUGAUGAGGAAUCUUUAUCAGAGGAAUAUGGUAAAACCACAUUUGAGAAUUUAGUAACAGAAGAGAUCCCAACAGCCAUCUUUUCAAAUAUAUACAAAGUACCUGAAGACAGUCAAAAGAAAACCUUAAGUCCCCUUGUGGAAGCCUUAUUAGCAGAGCCUUUGAAUACAGAGACAAACUUGGAGACCAAAAAUAACCAAGCCAGACCUCCAAAACCAUUGGUACUAGAGAUUAUUCCUGAAAAUGAGUGUGAUAUGCCAGUGUCAUCAGCCUGCAAUAAAGUGGAUAAUGGUAAUGAUCCAGUCCCAUGGGAAGAGGACAGUGGGGACAAUCACAUUGCACCCUUUUGUUCUGGGACUAGUGCUGACGACAAAACUGAUCCGUGCCUAGCUGAGAAUGGAACGAUUGCUCAUAAACCACAAGACGGCAACAAGCAGAUUGAAUAUGGAUUAGAUUAGCAAUGGAUAAAAUGGACUGAAUUUGGAAUAAGUCACUGAGGCUGACUCAUGAAACUUCCAAAAUACCCAGUUUAGCAAUUAUUCAGUUAAUCAAACACCAGAGACAACACUUUUGGUAACCUUAUUCAGAACUACUGUCUUUAAUAAAAGGCCUAUUGCCCCAUUACCCACUCUCAGCCAGCAAAACAACUUAGCCCUCAGAAACACUAUGCUAAAAGGCAGUACUGUUGUGAACAUCAGAGAAAUUUGUGCCAAAUACAUUACUGUGCAGAAAGGAAGUGCUAAUAUCUAGCAAAUCCACAGAUGAAAAGUGCCUUAUGGGCUGAUUUUCAAGAUACUGAGCUCCCUCAAGAGUUAGUAACAAUUAUGAGUGCUCAGUACCUUUGAAAACCAGGUACCUGAUAUUUAAAAUUUGAAUGCAGGCUUUUUUUUCAGAGUUCUGUUUAUUUCUCGCAUUUUGACAAAAAACCCCAAAACAUAUUUCUAUCCUAGAAUGCUGUUUAUUUACUUAGUUUUAACCCAGAGCUCAUUGUUGUUUCUUGUUUGGUUAAAUAAAGAUUCUGUUAGGAA